GAGGAGCGCUAAUAGAUGCAGCGCUCUCUAAAUAUACGUUCUGGAGCGCUUCUAAGACUUCGCUAUUUAGAGUCCGUACAGAGACUGCGUCAUGCCACAUGCACUCAGAAUUCACCGAUGCCGUUCUCAGAAAUACCGAAGAUUCCGUCGCUGUCGUUCAUUGGAAGUGCAUGGAUGUACUUGCCUCUGAUCGGUAGGUACAACAUCCGCGAUGGUAGCCGUGCUGCGUGGGACAUUUACCAAAGGUAUGGGCCAAUUGUGGCGCAGCACCUGCCUGGACGGAGGGUCAUCGUGCGUCUGUUCAGCGCAAAUGACAUUCGGACACUGUACCAAGAGGAAGGAAAGACACCACACCAUGUUGGAUCACUGGCCCUCAAACUCUAUCAUCAAAGCCGAAAGCCCAAAUUCUUCGCUAAUGACGGGCUACUGCACUCGAAAGGUGACGAAUGGCGGCGGAUCAGAUCUCUGUCACACAACAGCGUUUCUGCCCCUAAUACCGUACAAGAAUACGCUGAUGGCAUCGCUGGCAUUGUCGACGAUGUCAUUUCUCUUAUUUCUUUGUCGCGGGAUGAUAACAGAGAAGUUCAAGACUGCCACAUCCUGAUGAAAAGAUGGGCUUCAGAAUCUGCAAUCUUUUUGGUUAUGGGGAAGAGAGUCGGAAUCUUAGAGCACACCAUGGAAACCAACUCGUUGGCUGGAAACAUGUUCUUCAAAAUUGAAGACAUCUUCUUCUUGCUGAAUGAAUUGACUACAACAUUUCCUUAUCACCUCUAUAUUCCAACGCCCUCUUGGAGGCGCUUCGUCCGCCAUAAUGACGAGGUAGUAAGCAUCCUGUUACCAUUCAUUACGGAAGCAGCGGAGAGUGCUCUUCGAGAUCCGAGCAAGCAAAACAUUACACUCGUCACAUCUCUUCUUCAUGAAGCAAAGAUGACCUUUAAAGAAAUCUUCACGUUCGCUUUCGACUUCAUCGUAGCAGGCUCGGAAACGGUAGCAGCUGCUGCGACGUAUUGCUUAUAUUGCCUUGCAAUGAACCCUCUUGUUCAGCAAAAAGCCAGAGAAGAGGUUCAGUCGGUUCUUAACAGCGAUGCGAGCUGCGAAUUCAAGUAUUGGGAGCUUCCUUACGUAAAGGCCUGUAUUCGUGAAUCACUUCGGCUCUACCCUAUUGUCCCCGGAGUUCACCGCAAAUUGGAUCAUGACGUUGUGAUGUCUGGCUACCUUAUACCAAGAAACACCAUCUUGCGGACUGAAAUUUUCGUCAGCGGAAGACUGGAGGAAAACUUCACCAGAGCUUCUGAAUUCAUCCCAGAGCGCUGGCUUCGAGCUAACGGCGGCCGGGCAGGUGAAGCUCUGAAAAACUGGGCGCUGCACCCUUUCGCCUCCCUGCCGUUCAGCACCGGUGUACGGAUGUGCAUUGGAAGGAGGAUAGCCGAGAUGGAGCUCUCUAUUCUUAUCGCAAAGGUAUUGAAAGAAUUCAGAGUGGAGAACCACCAUGGGGACAUUGGCUUCCUUUCACAGAUGACGAGUCGGCCACAGAAAGCACCCAGGUUCCGCUUCAUUAAACUCGAGUAGCAAGUACAUGGGUGACUCUUCCGAGUACUUCAGAUGAAUUUAAAUAAAGCAUGCUC
Molecule: messenger RNA, 1625 nt
Organism: Rhipicephalus sanguineus (brown dog tick)
Lineage: Eukaryota; Metazoa; Arthropoda; Arachnida; Ixodida; Ixodidae
Product: probable cytochrome P450 301a1, mitochondrial
Exons: 9
Coding region: 16-1569 (517 amino acids)
Molecular function (GO): iron ion binding; heme binding; oxidoreductase activity, acting on paired donors, with incorporation or reduction of molecular oxygen
Source: RefSeq, a predicted model, not a curated record